Messenger RNA from Prorocentrum cordatum, 1809 nucleotides. NCBI's taxonomy places the organism in Eukaryota, Dinophyceae, Prorocentrales, Prorocentraceae. The record is from the annotation of a GenBank genome assembly.
GGCUUUGAGUUCCAGGUCGAGACGUUUCAGAGCCAGGGGAGGGUCGACAGCGCGGGGUUGGAGGUGGCCGACGUGGGCCACGAGGCCAGCCUCGACUUCGUACGCCAGAGGGGGCGUCGUGGAGCUCAGGAGCGGCCGCAUACGAUGACGGACCGCAUGCAGAGCCAGACGGACUCAGCAUGGGUCUACGGGGCCACCGGGACCUACGUUCCAGAGAACCUCAACAAGGGCGAGAAGGGAUGGGCCUGUUUGGCCGGGUGGGUGCUAUAUUGGUCGGCGCGCCUGGCCGAGGAGUUCGGAAGUAUGUGCCGCGCCAAGCGCUUCUGGCCGACCAACCUGCCCAAGUCUCUUCGCCGCCUCUCGGAGGCGUACGAGACGUGUUGGCACCCACCGACGCUCGUGAACUACGGAGCCAACUCGUGGGGGAAGUGGUUCGUAUGCAGCGGGUGCACGAUGAGGGUCGGAUACUGGGAGCUGAGGCCGACAAAAGGGACCGUGAAAGAGGAGAAGAUGUGCCUGUGCAAGAAGAAGGACGCCGCGUGCACGCUGCGUGGACAAGGUUGGGCUCAGGGCGCGACCGCCGAGCCACAGUGGCAGGCCUUGAUGUGCGUGCCCAAGCCACCUCCUGGGGCCGAAAGGGCUCCGUUGCCUCUUCACCCAGGCAUGAUGGCCGGAGGUCUGGCGGGCGGCUCAGUCAUGACGGUUCGGCAGCCGGCGUAUCAGCGAGUGGCGGAGGACGCGGCGAAGGUCACCGAGGCGCUGCAGAUGGAUCAGGCGGAACAGAGGUCCGCAGCAGCAGCAGCUCGCCGGGCGUCCUCAACGAAGCGCAAGCCAGAGAGCGACACGGAGGCCAUGGACACCGCCUCCGACCCCCUCGAGGAGAUGCGCGAGUACCAGGCCAAGACCGAGAGGGACAUGAAGGGCAUGGUCGAGAGUCAAUUUCAGGAGAUGAAGGCCAUGAUCCAGGGGGUGAUGGCCUCGCAGGCGUCGCAGCAGGAGGCGCUCGAGCGGGCCACGACCACCGUAAAAGAGCAGAUGACGGCGAUCGCGACCGCCCAGGGACAGGCGCAGGAGGCCAGCCGAAUGAUCAGGGCCAUGGCGCAGGGCAGCUCGAGCAGCAAGGCGGACCAGGUCAAGGUCACAGCCGCUGCAAUCGACUCUCCCCCCAAGGCGGAGGCCAGGGCACCGCAGGCUCGGGAGGUUCCACAACGGCCAGUGCCGUCGGGGCAUCCUUCGUCACUGGGCCAGCAGAUGACCGAGCCACAGCCUCAGAGCCCACCACCUCUCGCAGCGGGGGCGCCGCCAGGGGUGGCUCCAACAGCGUGGGCCUACAUUGGGACAGCACCGCUCGACGGGGCGAGCGUGCCAGCGGCGAUGGCCUCCCAGGCGAUGCUGCACCAGCAGGCGGCAGCCAACGCGGGGGCGCCACAGCCGACGAGGUCACCAGCGCUAGGAGGCUAUCCGACAUACGGUCUCCCGGUCGAGCAGAAGAAGGACGCAGUGACUCCUCCCCGCAAUCCGGAUCGUCUCUUCACUGCGGACGAGAUGCCGAUCGGCUCCACGGGGACGCUGACCACGGAGGCCAGCGUUUCACUCCUGGGCACGGACCUGGCAGCCCCGCCAACGGCAGCAGUCGGUCCCUACGGCAAGGGCAACAACAAGGGCAAGAGUACUCCCUCACGCCAGCCGGAGAACCGAGACCCGUGGGCGCCGGGCCCGGAGGAGAAGGCCGCCGAGAAGCGGCGCCAGGAAUACCACGAGUGGAAGGAGGCCGGGUGGAAGACCUUCCACAACGGCCGCUGGACGUGA